AUGUACUCUGGUGCAAGUGGACUUUCAAGCCAUAUGUUCCUCGGGCUCGAUCGAGAUUGGUCAGUUUCAACGACUCCAACUACUCAUCGGAAUCAUCCUCGUCUGCAACUUGGUGUGCUUUUACGCGGUGAAACUCAACCUCAAAACAAAACCCACGUGCCAUGUGACAUCACUCUUCCUCUCCUCGGGCGCCAAGUACCUGUAUGCGCACAGCGACCGCGUCUACAACGGCGUGUACUACCUCGACCGUGCGUCGGCGGCAUUAAAUGGAAUUCUGAGCCUCCGCAUCGGGCGCACCAUGUACAGCCUGGACAUGAAGAACUGGCGCACGUUUGGUCUCGACAUCCCGCUUGUGUCAGAAGUGCCGCGGACGCAUUCCAUGGCGACUGCCUUUGA
This is a messenger RNA of Saprolegnia parasitica CBS 223.65, 396 nucleotides long. RefSeq lists its product as hypothetical. Bases 1 to 396 code for a protein of 131 amino acids. Lineage: Eukaryota; Oomycota; Saprolegniomycetes; Saprolegniales; Saprolegniaceae. The transcript has a single exon. The record is from RefSeq and is a predicted model, not a curated record.